This is a messenger RNA of Populus euphratica (Euphrates poplar), 1624 nucleotides long. Its product is annotated as RING-H2 finger protein ATL54-like. The transcript is spliced from 2 exons. Gene Ontology annotation, molecular function: transferase activity. The coding region runs from base 165 to 1262 and encodes 365 amino acids. Gene Ontology annotation, biological process: protein ubiquitination. Lineage: Eukaryota; Viridiplantae; Streptophyta; Magnoliopsida; Malpighiales; Salicaceae. The record is from RefSeq and is a predicted model, not a curated record.
AAAUCAAGGCGGCUGCAAGCAACCUUCCACCAAUGCUUGCAUAAUCUCUCUUCCAUACCAAACCCUUUCAAUCUUUUCACUUUGUAUCUUCCGAUCCUCUCUUGAUGUUCCACUCUUUCUCUCUCCAAAACCAAGCUCAAAAUUCUGUGUCGCCCUGAUCUUUAAUGGCUCUGCAAUACAGAAGGUUGUUGUUCGCGUCUUACGAUGAUUGUGUCGCAUCAUGUCAAGCAAAAAAUUACACAGAAAGCUGUAAAUCAGAAUGUUCAGAAUUAUUUGGUGUCGACUCCUCACCACAGCAAAAGCUUGGCAAGAUUGCAUUGGCAAUGAUUGUGUUAUCAGCUGUAACUGUUGUUCUUGCUACUUGUUAUGCUAUCUAUGCCAAGUUCAUAAGACCAAGAAGAAGGAGAUCAACACAGCGAGAAGAUGAAGCAGAAGAAGUAGAAAUAAUUGAGACCCGUGAUCAGUUUGCGGAUGAAGAUGAAGGUCGUGUAGUUGACCAUCCAAUAUGGUACAUCAGGACAGUAGGGUUACAACCAUCUGUUAUUGGUUCUAUCAGAGUUUUCAAGUAUAAAAGUGGUGAUGGUCUUGUUGAAGGUACUGAAUGUUCUAUUUGCUUGAGUGAGUUUCACGAUGAUGAGAAUCUUAGGUUAUUACCAAAGUGUAGCCAUGCUUUUCAUAUCCCAUGUAUUGAUACUUGGCUUAGAUCCCAUACUAAUUGCCCUUUGUGUCGAGCUCCUAUAGUCACCAACACAGCCAUAGCAACAUCAUCACAGGCUAAUCUUGACGAUACAAGUACUGGAGAAGAAGCCAGGAUUGAAGUUUUGGAAGAGGAUCAAGAAACUGGUAGAGAGAUGGAAGGUAGAGAUGGUGGAGUGAGGAUUGUAACAGAGGUGGAAAGUGAAUUACCGAGUGAGAAUUUGGAGGAGGAGGAGGAGGAUGGGAUACAGCCACUGAGAAGAUCAGUUUCUUUAGAUUCUUUGUCAGCUUUCAAGAUAAUUCAGGCUCUUGCUAAUGUUCAUCCUGCAGUGGAAUCUGAUAGGAAUUCAGAUACCAGGAGGGCUGGCGGGGGGAAUGGAUCCAGUGGAGAAAUCGUUCAAAACAGAGGUGGCGGAAAUCAGAACUUGAUAAAAUUCAUGGCUACUUCUUCUUUUGGGAGGUCUUUUCAAAUAGGCCCAAGUUCAUUGAAGCGGUCAAUUUCUUGUAGUGGGAAAUUUUUCUUGUCAAUACCUCGCCGGAACCGGAAUUCAGGUCUUCCUUCAUGAUGCUUUAGAUCUUUUUCAUGGACUUCUCUGUCAGGUGAGGAAAAUGCAAGCUGGCAUGUUUUGAAAUCUAUCAACAAGCAGUGAAUUUCAUAGGUUUUUAUAAUAUAAAUGCAACAUAUACUAUAGUAGUAAUAGGACAAAAGAAGCUGAAGUUUUAGGACAUCUCAACGGAAAAUGAAAGCGAUCCAAAAUGGGAUCAUAUUGGGCUUGUCACAGUUUGAGUUUUCUGAAAAAGAAACAUUCAACUGUGAGUAAAACGUUUUGUCUUAAUGAAGUGGUUGUGCUUUUAUCUCAUCUUUUUUUGUGUAAAAAUUGCUGCUGCACAUCCAUAUUUCUGUUCAAGAAGAACAAUACUUGUACUU